Molecule: messenger RNA, 1082 nt
Organism: Tachysurus fulvidraco (yellow catfish)
Lineage: Eukaryota; Metazoa; Chordata; Actinopteri; Siluriformes; Bagridae
Exons: 6
Coding region: 1-798 (265 amino acids)
Biological process (GO): response to bacterium
Source: RefSeq, a predicted model, not a curated record
AUGAGCAGUUUCUGGAUUUUACUUUUGAUCCUCAGCGCCAUGUACACAGUCCAUCCUGGUAGACACUGGGUUACUGCACAAUCUCCAACAAAGCCACCAGUUUAUCAGCCUGAUAAAGAGCUCAGUGUGAAUAUCGGAGACUCGGCGACUCUACAGUGUUGUAUUUCUGAAAAUGUAGUUGGAAUAAUUACAUGGUUUAAGCAACCAAAGAGAGAAAAACCUCAGAUUGUAGUUACAGUGUAUAUAAGUGCUGGAGAAACUUUUCACACUGGAUUCCAAGAGUCUCAUUUUCGAAUAGAAAGAUCUUCAAACUGCUGCAAUAUCACAAUUUUAAGCGUCACUCAGUCUGAUGAAGCCAUGUACUACUGUGCAGUGACGAUAUACAAGCUUGUGUUUGGAGAUGGAACUUAUUUACAAAUUAAAGGUGAUCAUGUUACUAUUGCAUCAGAAACAUCUAAAGCAGCUCUGUGUGAUCAUUCAGUGGUGUGUGAACCAACACUGCAUGGAAACAACACUAACACCAACACACAACACAACACAGUGAUCGGUUUGGGAUCGGCUUUGGGUUUGUGCGCACUUCUGAUUUUCUGUCUCACUUAUUUCAUACUGAGGAGAAGAAAAGUAAAUGCUUCUAUUGAAGAUUCUCCAGGAACAAAGCAGGAAAUUGAAGCUGAAAUACUGAAUUACGCAGCUCUAAAAUUCUCCAAGAAGAAAGUCAAAGCUGCAGAAAGAAAAACUGGAUCAUCAGAUGAGUGUGUGUACUCGAGUGUGAAUACAACUGUAAGAUAUAAGAUAUAAGAUAUAACGUAGAUGAUUCAUAACACAGUGAAACACACGAGAAAAACAAUGAUCAUGUUUUAGCAAAUUAAAUAUAUUGACUACAUGGAAAUUUAUUCCAGAUUUUCAUUUUAAAAGUCUAAUUACAACAAGAUUAUUAAAUAUUUUAUCCUAAUUUAAAACUAAUUAUGAGUCAGUAAAGUCUAUAUAAGUGAAAGUGACGUGACAUAUGGUUAAGUACGGUGACCCAUACUCAGAAUUCGUUCUCUGCAUUUGACCCAUCCAAAGUGCACACACACAGCCGU